Solanum verrucosum is the source of this 1273-nucleotide messenger RNA. RefSeq names its product dof zinc finger protein DOF2.4-like. NCBI's taxonomy places the organism in Eukaryota, Viridiplantae, Streptophyta, Magnoliopsida, Solanales, Solanaceae. The transcript has 2 exons. Gene Ontology annotation, molecular function: DNA binding; DNA-binding transcription factor activity. The coding region runs from base 149 to 1273 and encodes 374 amino acids. Gene Ontology annotation, biological process: regulation of DNA-templated transcription. The record is from RefSeq and is a predicted model, not a curated record.
UAUAUUCUCAAUUCUCUUUAGCUUUAUUCUCUCUUGCUUUCUCCCUUUCUUUCUUUCUUCCUCCAUUUUGAUGUGAUAUUCUCCACUAACAAUAUCCCAUUCCAAACUUUUACAAAAGUGAAUUUUACAUUAUUCAAGAAAUUAAACUAUGGUUUUUUCCUCUAUUUCUGCUUAUCUUGAUCCAUCCAACUGGCAACAGCAAGUUGGAUAUAGCAUCCCAAAUCCUCAACUUCUAUCAGGACAAUCACAACCAACACCACCGCUGCCACUAGCGAGUACUACUCCUCCACCACCACCGCCGCCACCUCCACCUCAGCCUCAUCAUGUGGGUGGUGGUGGAGGUUCAAUCAGACCAGGCUCGAUGGCAGAUCGAGCCCGGUUAGCAAACAUACCAAUGUCAGAGGCAACUCAAAAAUGCCCUCGUUGUGAGUCAACAAACACAAAGUUUUGCUACUUCAACAACUACAGCCUCUCCCAACCUCGUCACUUCUGCAAGACCUGCAGAAGGUAUUGGACGAGAGGGGGCGCUCUAAGGAGCGUCCCCGUGGGUGGAGGCUGUCGUAGGAACAAAAGAAGUAGCACUAGUAGCAGUAGUACUACUACUAUUACUAGUGCUAAAUCCAGCAAUAAUAAUAAUACUUCCAAAUCUCAAGCUACUAAUUCUGGUUCCACAAGCAAUAACAAUAGUACUUUUUCUAGUCCAUCAUCAGCAGCUAGUUUAUUAGGUCUUAUGAACCCUCCAAUUCACCCUCUACGUUUCAUGUCCCCGUUAGGACAAUUGACUGAUCAACACUUCACCCCAAACGAAAUGAAUUACACAUCAAUUUCUUCAUCAUCACCAGCUCCAAUCGUCAUGGGAACAAAUGAAAACAUGAAUUUUCAGCUUGGAAUGGGUAGCAACUUAGAGCAAUGGAGGCUACAUCAACAACUAGUGAACCAAUUCCCUUAUAAUUUAUACGGGGGAUUGGAUUCAUCUCCUGCUUCUGGUUCUGGCUCUGCCUCUGCCUCUGGGCUUUACCCUUUCCACCAGGCUCAUUACACAUGUAAUGACGCGGGUGGAGGUGGUGUCAUAAGUCAAAUAAGGCCCAAAGUUUCGAACCCUAUGUUGACUCAGCUGGCAUUGAUGAAAAUGGAAGACCACCAAGAUCAUGUUGCAAGUAUGCCACGUCAGUUUUUAGGAAACGAAAACUGGCUGAGUAAUGGUGGUAAUGCUAAUUGGAAUGAGCUUUCCGCGAGUUUUAGCUCUUCUUCCACUAGUAAUAAUGUACUAUAA